This is a messenger RNA of Symbiodinium necroappetens, 294 nucleotides long. The record is from the annotation of a GenBank genome assembly. Lineage: Eukaryota; Dinophyceae; Suessiales; Symbiodiniaceae.
AUGUCCGAGAUGGCCAAGUAUCCGGACGUCAACCCCAAAAUCGGAUACGAGUUUGGGAAGGUUCAGAGGUCCCUUGACAAACAGAUCAAAGUUGCGAAGGACGCCAACGCCUACGACUCAGUCACGAUCUUGAAUUCGGCGAACCGCAAGUUGACCACCACGAAGGACGUCUACAAGGCCACCGCGGCUUACUUGCCCGCCAAAGGGGCGUACAAUGACAUCUCCUUCAGCCAGGACCUUGCCAAGGAAAGCUUCGACACUCUGCAGCUGCUUUGCCUGCUAAGGCUGUGGUGA